Belonocnema kinseyi is the source of this 734-nucleotide messenger RNA. RefSeq lists its product as uncharacterized. The record is from RefSeq and is a predicted model, not a curated record. Lineage: Eukaryota; Metazoa; Arthropoda; Insecta; Hymenoptera; Cynipidae. The coding region runs from base 209 to 559 and encodes 116 amino acids. The transcript is spliced from 3 exons.
CCUCUAGUUCACAUUCAGUAACGACCCUUACGAGAACGAAAUUUCCGACUAUAAGAAAUUUUAUUCUGAAUAAGUAUUUAUCUAGAAAUAUAAAAAUAAAUGCAGCCGGGAGAAAAAUUCAGAAAAUAUUUUAAAAAGCAUUUAAAAAUCUCAGUAUGUCGAGUAUUUCAACAGUAGGAAGCAUAUUCAUGUUAUUUAAAAGCCAGUGAUGGUUUGCCCCAGUCGAGUGGCAGAUUCAUUACAUGGGCCUGGAGUUCCUGUGUUUAGGGCUAUUGAAGCUUCGGCAGAAGAGCUUCCUGGUGUUUACUAUUAUGACGAAUUGAACCCUGUUUCUGGUAAUCAACCGGUUUUAACUCAUUUAAAUGUAGUAGCAAGAGGAAAUACUAUAAUUGGUUGGAACGCCCAUAAUUAUGUUCGUCCAAUAUAUGAUGAGUCUGGACAUUUGGCUAAAAUGGAAAUCGAAAACCAUCAUGUCAUCAGAAUCUCAAUCGAAGAAGCUGUACAAUUAGGUGUAUUCAAUUGUACUUCAAAGUGGGAUAAAAAUGUUGCGAGCAGUUGAAAUUACUCUAAAACUGGGUUGACCGAGACAAAAAAGGUUACAGCUGGAUACUUAGAAUCUUGAAUUUUGCAAAUUAUACAGAAUUUCAUGUCUGGAAACUAGGCGGUUUCCCUGCAGGAUUUAAUUAAUUAUAAUUCAAUUUUCAGUUUAAAAAAUUCAUUUAAAAAAAAUAAUA